Aspergillus aculeatinus CBS 121060 is the source of this 559-nucleotide messenger RNA. RefSeq lists its product as uncharacterized. Bases 53 to 412 code for a protein of 119 amino acids. The record is from RefSeq and is a predicted model, not a curated record. Lineage: Eukaryota; Fungi; Ascomycota; Eurotiomycetes; Eurotiales; Aspergillaceae. The transcript is spliced from 3 exons.
CAUAGACUGCACAGCCAUUUGUCAUGGUCUAACAGCUUAAUACUUUAUCUAUAUGAUUGUCUUAGUUAUCUACCUCAGUAUCCCUGCGAUAAGCGAGGCUGCUCGAUACUUUCUGGAGCUGCAGCUAAGUCAACUAUGGUAUGGGCGCAUCCGAAAUCGGUGCCACACCAUUAAACAAGGUCGAUCUUUUGUCCAGCGAAGAUCAUCAAUACUUAUCAAUUCGAUUCUGCCACGGGCACCUCACAAGUAUCACAGAUCCAGGUCCACAGCAGCGCCCACACGCAUCGUUAUCAUGCUCCCCGAUGUUCAGCUACUGCCCGAGACCACACGCCUCAAUUAUGAGAUUGCCUUUUACAUGUUCCUCGGUACCUGCAGCAUGACCGUCUCUGCCAGGUCUCGCCGUCCAUCCUGAAUCGACUGUGAAUAUCACGUUGCCACCACUGUAAUGGCCGGCAUCCGUCCCAGCCGUUUGUUCUCUGCAUGGAGAAUUGGCUGAGGACUGGAUUUUGAGGCUUCUUCCAUCCGGAUGUCCGACUGCGCUAACGGAGGAUAUUGUCUA